This is a messenger RNA of Dreissena polymorpha, 8462 nucleotides long. RefSeq lists its product as uncharacterized. Gene Ontology annotation, cellular component: nucleus; cytoplasm. Gene Ontology annotation, biological process: negative regulation of gene expression. The transcript has 15 exons. The record is from RefSeq and is a predicted model, not a curated record. Gene Ontology annotation, molecular function: transcription corepressor activity. The coding region runs from base 160 to 3777 and encodes 1205 amino acids. Lineage: Eukaryota; Metazoa; Mollusca; Bivalvia; Myida; Dreissenidae.
GGAGAUGGACGAAGUGUUACGAUUGAGUCAGUUGAUACGUGUUAACAGAGCUAACAAUAGGCGUUGAAAUCGAAAGUCAUUAGAAUCAAAGCAAUCGUCAUUCAUCAGCCUAUGGCAGUUCAGUACUAGUUAAAAGUUUCUUCCAACUUUGUCACCACAAUGGCAGAGGGAUACAAUUUGGCAUAUAACAAUUCAAUUUAUGAAGAUUUGGACAAUGAUGGUAAAGCUGUUAUAGUAGGUGUGGAUGGAAGGCGCGCUUCGGAUGCAUGCACCUUCACCUUGACUGAUGUUCAGAUUGGAAUUCCUUGGUCAGUUUUAUGCAACUUUGAUAUUGAGAAACACCUGAAAUCAAACAAUAUUCAUGUUGUUAAAAUAAAUGAAUCCAAUAGUGACGGUAUGUUUCAGUGUACAUCAAAAAGUCUACCCGAAGUGACAAAUAUAUUUCAGCGUAUUGUGAGUAAAUCAUUUUGCUCAGCACCUGUAAGAUUCAAGUGUUAUUCAGCAUUAAGUCUAUUAAAAAAGAAUAACAAAUUAAAUGAAAACGCUUUUCUUCAUUUAGAGAAGUUAUGUAGACAGCAUAAAACUCAUGUAUACCAAUGCAUGAUUUCUAGAGAAUUCUUUGUAUGUGGAAAAACUAAAACAUGUGUUGACCAAGUACAACCAGUAAUCGAACGAUCAAUAGUUGAAAUAACUUUAGAAAAAGCAGAAAUAAAAAAAAUUCAAGCUGAAAUUAAACAAUGGAUUUCAAAAGGAAAACUUCUUAAAAUUUCCGAAAAAGAGAAUGCAGUUGUGUUUGUUGCAACAAAAGAUGUGCAGGAAGAUUUAAAUGAGACAGUUAUUGAUGACCAUUUUUUUAAGCUUCCAUCCCUUGAAAGUGAAACACUUUCAAAAAAUGAACAAAGCUACACUAGGCUUAUGGAGCUGUCAAAGUUUUUCAAUGUUACUGUUGUGCAUCAUGACAAACACACUGAGCUUCUGCAUUUGAAAGGUACAAAACAUUGUGUGAAGAAAUUUUUAACUGAAGUACUAAGUAUGUUUUAUGUGAAGAAAGAGAAAAUCAUUAUACCAUCUCUGAAGAUGUAUGAUGUAGAACAAUCACUAAUGAAAAUAGCUGAUGAAUCAAACGUCUGUGUUGAACUUAUUUUACCAAGUCAGAAUGAAAUCGGAGGUUCUUUGAUAGCUACUUGGUUUAAUUCUGAUGGAAGACAGUUACACCUUGUCCAGGGAAACCUGUUUGCAUUAAAAGUGGACACCAUUUUGAUUCUUUGCACUGAUACAUGUUUUCCCUUGGUUGACAUGCCAGUACAACCCAAAGAGUAUCGCAAUCCUCUAAUUGACAAAUGGACACUGGGCGAAGCUUUUAUUUCAGAGAACACUCCACCACGAUGCCUCGUUCCUGUUUAUGAUAAUAAGAAAUGUGAUGAAAACAUUCUAAAAGCAGGUUAUCAAAAUGCCUUUUCUAAAAUGUGUGGCAAAAGAUUCAAAACUAUUGCUUUUCAUGCAACUGUUAUAAAUACUGUGGAACCUUUCAUUCCACAUUUUCUCAGUGAAUUUAUUUUUGCAUCUAUGAAAUAUCCUGUGGAGACCUUUAUAUGCUGCUCUCUGGAUGAAGACGUGUCUGGUGUUGUCAAGACAAUAAAUGACUGUUGUCUUUGCGCUCAAGAGGACAGGUUCAAGAUGACAAUAAAUACUUACCUAGAAGGUUUCCAACAGAUUGAUGUGGUUGUAGAAGCUGGUGCUUUAGCAUUUGCCAAGGCUGAUGUCCUGGUAAACACAACAGAUGCACAUCUUACUCUUUCUUCAGGGACUAUUUCAAAACAAAUACUUAAACAUGCAGGUACAGGGAUUCUGGAUGAAUGUAAAAGAAAUUAUCCAUCAAAAAUGAAAGAAGGAUCAUUUGCAGUCACAAGUUCUGGGAACCUGGAAAAAAUAAGUAAAGCUCACAACAUUUUGCAUUGUGUGCUUCCACUAUUUGAAAAAGACAAGUUUGAUCAGGUUAUCCAAAAUAUGGUUAAACAAGUCCUUGUGGAGGCUGACCGUAUGAAGUGUGCAUCAAUUGCUAUUCCACUUAUUGGCACAGGAAAGUUGGAAUAUCCUGUUAGAGGGACGCUGUAUUCUAUGUUGGAAGCAGUGUACGACUACACAGCAUCAGCAAUAUGUUCGUCUCUCAAAAGAAUUGUUCUUAUUUUACAUGAAGAUGUUGAUAAAAAUAUUCAGCAAUUUAAUGAGAUAAGAAGUGAUAUUGAACAGGAACGACAUGGACGAUUUUGGCCUAAUUUAAGUCAAUCACAUUUUCCUGGUGUUUACAAAGAGAUUCACUCAAGUAUGUUUGCAAAACUGUCCACAAAAGUUGUCUUAAUGGUGACAUCUACAGCUGUUAUGAAACACCUGCCUCUGUCAACUGUUGUAUUCCAUGUUUCUUCAGGAAUUGGGAAGGAAGUAUGUCUUGAUAGAGGUUCAGGCUUAAACUUCACUUCAAAAUACUCCAAAACUGAAGAUGCUAUAGAUGAGUGUGUAAAAGCAACUGUUACAGAUGUUGCAUUUAUGUUUGCAAAUGGAAAACAGAAAGCAUCAGGCAUCUUGAAACAAGAGUGUUUAGCAGUUGCAGAUCAUGUGUCAAGAGUUAUUGGAAAGGCAGAAUAUUUACGAAGAGUAACCAUUCUGGUACCUGAUGUCCUCUUCAUUGAAACAUGCAAACAGCUUCUUGCUACAAAUUCCUAUUUUCCUGGAAUGGCUAGAUGGACACAAACAGAAUCGAAUAAUGUUGAUGUAGCUUAUAGGGUGUGUGCUAUGGAAAAGGUACACACAGAUACAGUUCAACAUUAUGCUAGUUUGGUCAAUCCAGACCUAGGAAUUGGACCGGAUUGUAGUUUAGAUGAUUACGACGUUGUUAAUCACGAUGAGACAUGUGAAUAUCACCAUGAGGAAGUAACAGCAGUUAUAAACGAGGCGAUUAUCAAGUAUUUAAAAGACCACGGUGACCUUGAGAAAUGGAUUUUAGCCGUUCAAAAGACAUACAAACUGCACGUUUCGUCGGAUAAAACAAUAUUCAUUGUUGGUGGUGGACUCCAAGACAUGGAAUCCUUUGAAACGUAUUUAAUGUCUGACUUUCCUAACUUUCCACAGGAUGCAUUGCCCAAAAUGAAAUACGACAAUCCUUACCAGAAAGAAAACAAGGCUGCAGUGGACAAAAACAACAAAGACAAUCUCAAGGAAUCGGUGGAGUUUUGCUUUGGAGAUAUAUCAGUUUCAGUUUGUCAGGGGGACAUAACGGAUAGUACUAACGAUUGCAUUAUCUCACCAACACAUCGAUACAUACUUAAAACGUUUGGUGUAGCGUAUAGCCUUCUAGAAAAGGGAGGAGUUUUGUAUGAGGACUCGUGCAGAGAAAUGGAUAAACAGGGAAAAAUUGACGUUACACAGUGUCGUGUAACAGCUAGUGGAAACCUUAAAUGUAAGAAUGUUAUUCACGUCGGCAUUCCCAAUUUCGAUCAAGUUUGUGUUAAACGCCUUAAUCAGUUGGAAGAGGCUGUUUUCAAUUGCUUAGUAACUGCAGAAUCACAUGGACUCAACAGUGUAGCCAUCCCAGCAAUUGGAACAGGAGUCGGAAACCUGACUGCUGAACAUUGCGCCCAAGAAAUCUUCAGAGCAGUAAACCGGUUUGGGAAAAACAAUCGUUUAAUUAAUUAUAUAUCAAUUGUUCUCUUGCAUGAAAACAUGGUACAACCUUUUCUUAAAGUGUUUAAAGGUGAGAAGAGUGUUCCCAUGAUAUUUUAACUUCUUGUUUGAAUGCAAGGUCUCAUUUAAUUAAACACUUUUGAGCGUACAUUUUAUUUGACCAGAGUGUUGCUUGUAGGACCAACACCAAAAUUGUUUCCAGAUAACUUUGUUAAGCCAAGAUAGAUUUUAAAAUAACUUGGUGGACAUUAUGAGCAUGACAGUUAAGUGUAACAACCAGGCCUCUUGGUGCAUAGUUUAGAAAACAUGAAAUAAGGUCAAUGGCAUUAUAUAAAAGGUUUUAUAAUCACUGUUGGCAAGAACAAAACAUUGCCAGAUGCAUAUCUUUUGACAAAGAUUAAUUAAUAGUCAAACGCCUUGUAGUUUUAUGCAUGAUUUAUCAAAGUUUCAUGUGCACAACUCUAGUUUAAGGUAAUAUAAAUGUAACAAUCCAAGAUCAAAUUAACGGAUGUGACCAGCAUUUAAUAUAUUGACAAUAAUCAUAAUCAGAGUCAGAAUCAUUUGCAAUGCCCGGUUGAUGUUAUAUUGCAAGGUCCAGACAUAGUCUUUAUCAUGAAAAUGUCUCGCAUGUACUGGCCAAAGUUUGAAGCAAUUUGAUCUGGAGUGUCUUUUAGCAACAACUUAUUCCCUUGGACAAAGAUAAACAUAUCGAUUCAUGACCAGAUGUCAAAUAUAAGACAUCUCUAUAUACUUGAUCACAUUUUUCAUGAAAAAAGAAGUAUUCAUUAUGUUUUCUAUAUUUCGUCUUUUGAAAUAUUCGCUUUUUUUAAUCAUACAUGUUUAGCUCACCUGAGCACAAUGUGCUUUUGUGAUCGCCUUUUGUCCGUUGUGCUGCGUCAACAUUUGCCUUGUUUACACCAUAGAGGCUACAUUAAUUGUCCAAUCUUCAUACAAGUUGGUCAGAAGAUUGGUCUCAAUGAUAUCUUGGAUGAGUUAGUAAAUAGUUACGUAUCCUUGAAAAACACGACUGCCAAGGGCCGUAGCAUUUUCCUUAUAUGGCUAAAUAUGGCUAUAGUAAAACCUUGUAAACACUCUAGAGGCCACAUUUAUUGUCUAAUCUCCAUUAAACUUCGUCAGAAGGUUCAACCCAAUAAUAUCCUGGAUGAGUUCGAAAAUGAUGCCAGAUGGUUGAAAAACAUGGCCAUUUGUUGUUCAUUCUACAUGAAACUUGGUUAGAACAAUUGUUUUAUUGACAGCGGGGCAUUUGUCCUAAUAUGGCUAUAGUAAAAUCUUGUUAACACUGUAGAGGCCACAUUUAUUGUCCGAUCAUCAUGAAACUUAGUCAAAAGAUUUGUCCUAAUGAUAUCUUGAACAAGUUUGAAAAUUGUUCGGGUUGGUAAAAAACAUCGCACCGCUCUAGAUGCCACAUUUAUUGUCAGACCAUCAUGAAACUUUGUCAGAAUAUUUGUCCCAUUGAAAUCUUAGAUGAGUUGAAAAAUAGUUACGGUUGGUUGAAAAAAUUGUUCUAAUGAUAUUUUGGACGAGUUGAACAAUUGGUCCAGUUGGUUGAAAAACAUGGCCGCCAGGGGGCGGGGCAUUUUUUCUUCUAUGGCUAUUGUAAAAACUUGUUAACACUCUUUAAGUCACAUUUUUUUCCAAUCUACAUGAAACUUAGUCAGAAUAUUUGUUUUAAUGAUAUUUUGGAUGUGUACGAACAUGUAUCCAGUCUGUUGAAAAACAUUGCCGCCAGGGUGUUGACAUUUCAUGAAAGUUGGUAAGAACAUUUGUUCUAAUGACAUCUUGGACUGCACAGAACAGGUCAGUUCCUUUGAAUCUCAGGUGAGCGACUUUGAGCCUUGCAUGCCCUCUUGUAUUGAGCUUGUGGCAUGGUAUUACUAUGCUGUGUGAAUAAAGGGUUAUUUUACAAAUAUUCGAAAUAUUAACAAACCCUAACUAUGCUUUAAAAAAUAUUAUAACAGUUGUAACCUCUUUUUGUUGACUGUUUAUGUUAUUGUUACGGUAAGCAUAUUUUCUUUUAUCACAAAUGGGCACAACUUAUUAAUGAUUGUCUUUUCUGCUCGCCAUUUGUCCGUUGUUUGGCUUCGGGCGUGCGUCGUCAACUUUUGCCCUGUGAAAGCCCAACUAUGUUGUAAAAUCUUCAUGAAAUGUGAUCAUAGCUUUUAUUAUAUUUAUAUCUCGGCCGGAUUUUGAACAGGAUUAUGUAUAGCUUAGUCCCUUCGUGAAAUUGAAGAACAAAUCCGCUGGGCACGCUCGAAGUAGCAUUUUCACCAACUCGUCAUGGUUCUUAAACAUAUCUCUCCGGUCUUUUGAAAAGCAUGGCCGUUAUGGGGCGCGGUGGUCUUUUGUAUGUAGCCGAUUUAAAAUACUUAUUCUGGUCAGUUGUUAAAACAUUGCCUUCCUGUGGAGGGGUGUUUUUCCUCAUAAUGCUUUUGUGAAACGUUGUGAAAAAAGUCACAUUAUUUGGCCAAUGUUCAUUAAAACAAGUUUAACAAUGCUCCGGUCCGUUGAAAAACACUUUCCUUUCCAGCAUAUUGCAUAAAUUAAAUUUUGUGAACACUUAUAAUUAACGUUUUUGGUUUAAUCAUAAUACAAUUUGUAAAGAUAUUUGUUCAAUUGAUAUGUCGUUCGAAGCUGGGUUUUUUUCGUUGAAAAACAUGGCUGCACUGAUGGCGGGGUAACUUUCCUUAUAUGGAUGUAGUGAAACCUUGUACUAAACACUAAACGAAAUUUUUAUUUAGCAAUUCAUCAUGAAACUUGUUCAGAACAUUUGCCCCUAUGGUUACCUUAUUUAGGGUUAUAUUUGAGGCAAGUCUUGCCAAUGACAGGGUGAGAAUUUUCAGCGGAAAUCAGCGGACUGUUAAGUUUUCGGGACCAUUUGAGAUAUCGAUGUAAAUUCGAGGAGACAAUUUUACCGGGGUAGGACGGUAACACCAAAUACUAUUUUUGUCGUUCACCAUCGUCCAUUAUGUAGUCGUUUUACUUAACUAUCCGAUUCGCGUUGAGUAUUUUUUUAAAAGGAUGAUGCAUCUUUUAUUCCGCUCGUCCAAUCAUGCUUCGCGUCUUUUGUACGUUUAUCCAGGUACAUGUAUGUAUAUUAGAAUUAGAUUAAUAUAUAUUAAUAUGAUAUAAGAUACAUGGUUUAUCACAUCGAUUCACGUGGUGGAUUUCAGUUACAGAAUUCGAAAUGUUUAGCUGAAACAUAAUGGUAUACAAUUAAAAGAAGCAAACACAGACACAGAAUGUGAUAAAUCUAUACACAAAUAAUUUCAAAUUCAAAUGGCAUGUAACAAUAAAAUACUGUAAAAUAAUUAGUUAAGACACGCGAAAGGUUCCUUUAUGUAAUGAUUAUGUCAAAAUGAAUUCAGCUCGAAUUGCGAUGUGCAAACUUUUCCAUAAACGAAUCAAUUAUGGAAAUCGCGUUCUAUAUUCUUUUAAAGAAGGGUUAAUUUGUUGACAUAUUUAAAAAUGUCAUUUAAUUUCCCGCGACGAUAUCCGAGCAUUUACGAGCGAACGCGCGGACCUAAUAGAAAGCACAGGCAAGUGCGCUACAAAUUAAAGAUAAAAGAUCAAAUAUCCAUAAACACAGUUAUUUAUUGCCCCGCACACACUUUCAUGUGUGCACGCUGUGUUUUUUUUCUUGCCGAUUCGCUAAAGGCAGGACGUCCUCGCUUGAGCACCGAUUAUAAAGAAGAAUGAUUAUCAUGAGAACUACCGGUACGUCGUGCUUACGACGAUGCCCGAAGCAAAUCUCGCGUUCGCUCGUAAGUGUUCGGUCAUCGUUGCGGGAAAUUCACAUGACACACACACAAAAUGAUAACGAGCAUUUUGUAUCUCGUUAAAUAUAUGUUUCUAGACCACAUCUACCGUUGAAAUUUGGGAUUUUGGUACAAGGAACACUGAUUUUGUAUGAAUUAACUUAGUUUAGGGAAAUAUUCGUUAAUUUUGCGUGUUAGUGGGGCUUUAAUUAAUAAAAAAAAGUAUUAAAAAAACAACUGCUGUAUGACAUAUUGAAUAUAAACAUAAUUUACAUAUACAUUUGAUGUUUGUCUAUUACUAUGUUUUUUUAUAAAUUAUAUUAUUACUAAUAGACUGUUGUAUCAUCAAUGAUCCAUCUUUGUAUUAUGUAUUAUGUAAUAUUAUGUACUAUAUAUUUUUCCGCCAAACGACGUUACGUUAUUGUAUGACGUUGACGACACUUCCUUUGUAUUUGUUUAUAAUAAUGUUCUACUGAUGAAGGCUAUGGCCGAAACAUGUUUAGUACCUAAGACAUUUUAAUAAACAGUGACGUGUUUGUACGAUUUUUUAAAUUUUAUUAAUGGGGCUUUAAAUAACACUUAUGUUACGUGAAUAUGUAUUAAAACUAAUUAAUAAAUAACACACAAGUGUUGAAAAGAACGUAAAUACAAAUUAACGCAAUCGACGACAAGAACACGUAAGUUAUAUCGAUGCGAUAAUAGAUUAUUCAAGUAUAUUAUUUAGGAUCGUAUUUCUUAUAACAAAAACUCGAUUAAUGUAUAUACAUACAGUAUUUAUUUAUAAACAGAUGGGUAAAUAUACAAUAUAUUGUCUCCAAUAAUUGUAACAGCUGUAUUUACAUAUAAAAAUUUUGUCAUCUUCUAAAUCAAAGUCAUUACAACAUAAACAAUAACGUCGAUUUCAUGUUAUUCUUAAAGGCUCAUAAAAGGUGAUGAUCCGUAAUUAUUACCGAUUUUUUAAAAUAUUUUUGCAUAUUUUAUUUAUAAAGGUUAUCAAAAAACAAUAUA